Messenger RNA from Amphiprion ocellaris (clown anemonefish), 2664 nucleotides. Its product is annotated as mRNA decay activator protein ZFP36L1. NCBI's taxonomy places the organism in Eukaryota, Metazoa, Chordata, Actinopteri, Pomacentridae. The record is from RefSeq and is a predicted model, not a curated record. The transcript has 2 exons. The coding region runs from base 109 to 1239 and encodes 376 amino acids. Gene Ontology annotation, molecular function: mRNA binding; metal ion binding.
CAGAUUCCAGCAGAUGGUCGGGAACUUUCCUCCUGGAGACCCGCUGCUGCUCUUCGUCCACAGACAGACUCCUGGAACUAGACGGAGCUCCAGACGGUGGACGGAACCAUGCCCUCCAACUUCCUCACGCCUUUCCUGGAGCUGGACGAGGAGUUCUGCAAGAGUUUCCGUGGUUUGGAUUCAUCCGAUGUUCUGUCCGGCGGCUCUCAGCGAGUUCUGGGUUUCCAGCGGCGCCACUCGCUGUGCCCCGUCACGCUGCCCAACUCCAAGUUCAACAGCGGCGACUCGUCCGAGGCGUGCUGCUGGGGGCUCAACAUGGCCGCCGGCCCGCCGUGGAGCCGUGAGGGUCAGCUGAGCUCGUCGCUGAGCCACAUCCCCUUCAGGGUGGACCGCUCCGUCAGCAUGAUCGAAGGCGCCGUCCAGGAGGACAAGAUGGCCGCGUCGUCGCCACCGCUGCCGCCUCCUCCGGGCCUCUGCAUCAGCAACGCCUCGCUGUCGGCCUCCCGGCCGCCGCCCCACAUCUCCACCCGCUACAAGACGGAGCUGUGCCGGACCUACGAGGAGAGCGGCGCCUGUAAAUACGACGCCAAGUGUCAGUUCGCUCACGGCCUGGACGAGCUGCGAGGCCUCAGCCGACACCCCAAGUACAAGACGGAGCCCUGCCGCACCUUCCACACCAUCGGCUUCUGUCCCUACGGCGCCCGCUGCCACUUCAUCCACAACGCCGACGAGGCCAACGCCAUCGCCACCGCCGGGACUCAGAAACACAAGCUGAGGCCUCCGCUGCUCCGUCACAGCUUCAGCUUCGCCGGCUUCUCCUCGUCUCCUCAGACCUUCCAGCCACUGGAAGAGCCUUCAUCCGUCCUCUUCACUCGGGCCUCCUCCAUCUCGCCUCCCCCGUCCUCCUCGGUGAGUCCGGAGCUCCUCUCUCCUCUGUUUCCAGAACCAGGAGCCCUGAAGCACUGCUCCUAUCCCUUCUCCGGGAUUGGCGACCUGGCGGCUGACGCUGGCGACUCCCUCCGGUUCUAUGCUGCGACCGACUCGCUCAGAACCUCCAAACCCCAGAACCUCCGGUUCCUGCCGCCGGGCCUCCAGCGCUGCUCCUCGGCCGACUCGCUGUCCGAGGAGGGCUACACGUCGUCCUGCUCGCUGAGCUCGGCCUCCAGCGGAACCGAGUCCCCGAGCUUCGAGGGCCGACGGCUGCCGAUCUUCAGCCGGCUGUCGGUUCCGGACGAGUAGAAGUUCUACACAGACUGGGACAGACUGGUGUAACUCUGACUCCAGAGGAUUAGAACUUUAGCGGUUCUAUUCCCUCCUGAGUCCGGCCCAGUAAAUAUCUUUGUGCAUAUUGCAUUCCUCAUCCCAGCAGCUGUAGCGCUGCUCAGUGUUCGUCCACUUUUAGCCGACCUUUUGUUCUCUUUCUGUUUGUUACUGCUGUAUACUGUUGUAUACCUGUUAGUACAGAACCAGAACCUGUGGAGCCCAGCAUUGGUUCUGAUGCUGGUUCUGGAGUUCUGUGUGAGAACUUCUUGUACCCUGAAGAAGAAGAAGAAGGAUUUUACUCUUUUUACCGCUUUAUUUGAUCCGUCUUUGUGUAGAUUCUCAGCCGUCCAGGUCCUGGUGAUCCAGCUGGACUUCUGCUGGGUUCUAGAAGAUGUUCCAUCUCCAGAACCCAGCAAAAGUCUAGUUCAAGAAUCCAACAUGGAAGCUCCAGUAGCUUCUAUUUCUACUGAAGCUUCCAUGUUUGUUGGUUGUAUUUCUUCCUUUAAGUCUGCAGCUUUCAGCACCUCUCACAUUCAGGGCUGAAUACCUGCCACUGAUUGAUUGAUUGAUUGAUUGAUUGAUUGAUUAAUUGAUUGACUGAUUGACUGAUUGGCUGUGGACACUUGAUUGUACUCGUUUUAACUGCACCGCUGUAGAGAACCCACUGACUCUAGUUACCAAAGUCCUUCCUAACCUGCUAGUUAGCUGUUAGUGACCAGACUGCUGUGAUUCUAGUCUAACUCCUUCGUUUUAUUUAUUUAUUGCUUUUUGACUCGUUUGUCGCGUCAUGAUUGCUUUAUGCAUUAUUCUGUGAUGCCAGAGAAAUUAGGAUGCUUUGUGAUGCGUCCACCUGCUGGCCGUCAGAAGCUUUAAGGCGGCUGGUCGGAGAGGAGAGACCAGGAGGAGUCUUCACUUUGGCAUUCUGUCUUCAUGUUGCCUUACUGGCUAAAGGCCUGCAGGAAUCAGGACUCUCCUCUCGACCUCCUCACCUGACCGUCGGACUCACCUUUACCUCAGCAGACCAACAGGAGGAACUGAAACUAUGGCCUGUUUUAAGUGUUUUUAUGCUGGUUCGUGUGAAGAAUGGAUCGUAAACUAUAAACUCUGGAAUCAUUCAACUGAACUGUUUUGGUUUUUUUUUAGUCCUGAAACGGACACUGAGCUUCCUUCUUUUUUUUGUAACUUUUGUUAACUUAAAGUCUUAUUUAUUUUUUUGGUUUUUCGAAGCCGAACCUAUAUUGUGUUGAUUGAUUGUUGUGUGUUUUUGUUGUUUUACAUAAUUUAAGUGCAUCUAUUGUUUACAGUCUGUGGUUAUGUUCAUAUCUUAGCUCUUUAUCUUAAUAUAUGUCCAUCUUUAUUUCAAAAUAAAGGUCUCUGAAAAGAGCUCAGUCUGGAAUCUCA